Molecule: messenger RNA, 996 nt
Organism: Yamadazyma tenuis ATCC 10573
Lineage: Eukaryota; Fungi; Ascomycota; Pichiomycetes; Serinales; Debaryomycetaceae
Gene: RRT5
Cellular component (GO): nucleus; ribonucleoprotein complex; cytoplasm
Molecular function (GO): mRNA binding
Source: RefSeq, a predicted model, not a curated record
AUGUCUACCGAUAAUAUCGUCCAGAUCAAGAAUGUCGACUACUAUGGCACCGAAGAGGAGCUUACCGCUUUUUUAAGCGAGUUUAAAUUAAAAAAGGUGAUUAUUCUAAACUACACCGUUGCUUAUCGUACCGAUAAGAGACGGCCCUUGGGAGUCGCCAUUGUCGAGUUUGUCGAUGCCGACGAGGCUAAGAAAGCAGUUAAAUUGAUUCAUGGAAUCAAAUUUAGAGGCCGUACUAUCUCGGCCAAGUUACAUGUUCCAUUUGUCCCCAAGCCACGGAGACGGAUGACUGUCAAGAAGGACGGAGAACAAAAGGAAGAAGAGAAGUCUGUCGAAGUUGAUCAAGCUGACGACCGUUUGACUCAAACUUCCCGGGAACCCACCUAUGGACCACCAGAGGUGAGUACUGAUACGGUCUAUAUUGUCAAGAUCAAAGCUGACUCGACCGAUAACCAGAUUAGAGAGUUUUUCCAGGACUACUCUCCCCAGGAGGUAUUUGUGUUCACCGAACGGGCCAAAAAAAGAGGUUUAUUUUCCAGAAACCACAAGAGUGCGUUGGUUAGUUUGAAGACCGAGAAGUUGUUGGAAGAGGUCAUUGGGUCCUUGAAGGGCAAGGCAUUAAAUGGGAAGAAAGUUGAGUUGAAGGCAGCGUUCAUGCCCAAGGUUAGAAAGGUCAAGGCGGCAGACCAGAAGCGAAAGGAGGCAUUGGCCGAGAAGCUGGUCGAGGGUGAAGAGCCAGAGCCAGAAGCGCCAGAAGAAUCCUUGGAAGUUCCAGCCGGUGGGAGCGUAAGCGUUGGAACCAGGGAAGUUGAAGGAGAGCAAGGGGUGUCUUCAGGCACCACUGUGGUUGAGACCUCAGCGACCAUCACUGAGGCCACUGCCGUUGAGUCUGAUGAGACCGUUUCUGGUGAAGGUUGUGGUACUAGCGUUGGUCCCGUUGGUGCUAGCGUGGGCGAAGCAACGGUUGCAACCACCACCUUCACCGCCACCGCCUAG